AUGUCGGACAGCGGGCCUCUAGUCCUUAUCGAUCCUAGCGAAGAAAUUCGAUUCGAAUUUAUAGCUAACACAACCACUACUGGUUUUCUUAGAAUAAAAAACAUAACAAAUGAAAAUUUGGCUUUCAAAGUGAAAACUACUGUAAAAGAAGGAUUUUUUGUGAGGCCGAACCAAGGAGUUUUGAAGAUUGGUGAGGAAAAGGAGCUAUCAGUAACAAUCCGCCACGAAAAUAAACAGCCAGCAAAGAAGCAGAAACUACUUGUUGAGGCGGCUUUUACCAGCUUGCUUCCGACAAGUGAUUCCCAGCAGAAAGAAUUAAUUGAGUUUUGGAAAGAAACCAAGCCGCUGUACAGCAAAAAGCUAAAUAUUGACUUUUCAAGCCAAUCAUCUGAUAAACAACCUCUAUCAAAGCCAACCCUACUUGUAAGCGCAGAAGAAGAUGCUACAGACGACAUUGAUAACUUUGAAGCGAGUAAAGAAGGCAAUGAGCCUGGGAAAUUGAAAAACGAUACUUUAAAAUACGUGGUAAUUGGGGUGGUUGCUUCAAUAAUAACUGGGUACUUUGCAUUUUUAAGAUAA
Molecule: messenger RNA, 579 nt
Organism: Blepharisma stoltei
Lineage: Eukaryota; Ciliophora; Heterotrichea; Heterotrichida; Blepharismidae
Source: the annotation of a GenBank genome assembly